This is a messenger RNA of Halteromyces radiatus, 774 nucleotides long. RefSeq lists its product as uncharacterized. Lineage: Eukaryota; Fungi; Mucoromycota; Mucoromycetes; Mucorales; Cunninghamellaceae. Gene Ontology annotation, molecular function: RNA binding. The transcript has 6 exons. The record is from RefSeq and is a predicted model, not a curated record. The coding region runs from base 30 to 599 and encodes 189 amino acids.
UUUUUUUUUUCUUUCUUCUUCUUUUUUUAAUGGAGACAAAGAGAUUAUAUAUUGGAAACUUGGAUCCUUCAGUUGACGAAUAUGCUGUCAUGAAACUAUUCGAACCUUAUGGCAAGAUCAUUGUAUUUGAAUAUAUGUUUUACCUUCAUGGACCGAAGAAAGGCCAACCAAGAGGUUACUGCUUUUUGGAAUAUGAAAACAAAAAGGAUGCUUUGACAGCAAUCAGUGCAUUGAAUGGAAAGAAGAUCAAGGGAAGAACUCUAGUAGUAUCAUCGGCAAAUAAAAAUACUUCAUCAUCAGAUAAUAGCAAUAGACAUCAUCGAUCGACCAUCCAUAGACCAACGUCUUUUAGUCUGUUAAGGAAUCAAAAGAUGUCACAACCUGCAAGUACGGAUGCCAAAAUUCUAGCCAUUGAACAAAAACUAGCUGCAUUACAAAAGCCCAAGCAAUCAACGUCCCCGGUUUGUCCUGAUACCCAACCUACUACAUCACAACGACAAUCGACCGCAUCAUCCUCAUCAUCCUCAUCAUUGUUAUUAUCAUCAUCAUCAUCAUCAUCAUCAUCAUCAUGUCGUCCAUCUAGAUAUAGACCAUAUUGAAUAGCAUUGAUCCAAAUAUGUUUAUUAUAUAUUAUUGUAUCCCCCCUUCAUUACUAGUCUUUUUGUACCUAUCCCCAUUUCCAUAUUUGAUUGUUUUCCCGACCAUUCUUAAUGUUUGACAAAAAUGAAUUAGACUCUCCUAUACAUAUUAAAAAUAAACAAAUCACUACUUGCC